AGUCCUCUGGCUGUGUGUCUCGAGGUUCCGGCGCCGGAGCUGCGGACGGUUUGCUGAGCCCGUUAGUGUCCCGUUUGAGACCCACGCCGCCGUCAUGUCCCGGUACCUGCGUCCCCCCAACACGUCUCUCUUCGUAAGGAACGUGGCGGACGAUACCAGGUCUGAAGAUUUACGACGCGAAUUCGGUCGUUAUGGUCCUAUAGUUGAUGUGUAUGUUCCACUUGAUUUCUACACUCGCCGUCCAAGAGGAUUUGCAUAUGUUCAAUUUGAGGAUGUUCGUGAUGCAGAAGAUGCUUUACAUAAUUUGGACAGAAAAUGGAUUUGUGGACGCCAAAUUGAAAUACAGUUUGCACAGGGGGAUCGAAAGACUCCAAAUCAGAUGAAAGCCAAGGAAGGGAGGAAUGUGUAUAGUUCUUCAUGCUAUGAUGAUUAUGACAGAUAUAGACGUUCUAGAAGCCGAAGUUACGAAAGAAGGAGAUCAAGAAGUUGUUCCUUUGAUUACAACUAUAGAAGAUCUUAUAGUCCUAGAAACAGUAGACCGACUGGAAGACCACGGCGUAGCAGAAGCCAUUCCGACAAUGAUAGAUUCAAACACCGAAAUCGAUCUUUUUCAAGAUCUAAAUCCAAUUCAAGAUCACGGUCCAAGUCCCAGCCCAAGAAAGAAAUGAAGGCUAAAUCACGUUCUAGGUCUGCAUCUCACACCAAAACUAGAGGCACCUCUAAAACAGAUUCCAAAACACAUUAUAAGUCUGGCUCAAGAUAUGAAAAGGAAUCAAGGAAAAAAGAACCACCUAGAUCCAAAUCUCAGUCAAGAUCACAGUCUAGGUCUAGGUCAAAAUCUAGAUCAAGGUCUUGGACUAGUCCUAAGUCCAGUGGCCACUGAUAGUAUAAACCAUGAUAUUUUUAGGCAUGUAUCAUUCAUUUACUCAUAGUUUGGUUUACUUAAAUUAUCAGGAAUACAAUGUUGCAAUGAUGCUUA
Messenger RNA from Eubalaena glacialis (North Atlantic right whale), 979 nucleotides. Its product is annotated as serine/arginine-rich splicing factor 10-like. Lineage: Eukaryota; Metazoa; Chordata; Mammalia; Artiodactyla; Balaenidae. Gene Ontology annotation, molecular function: RNA binding. The transcript has a single exon. The coding region runs from base 95 to 883 and encodes 262 amino acids. The record is from RefSeq and is a predicted model, not a curated record.